Suncus etruscus (white-toothed pygmy shrew) is the source of this 2108-nucleotide messenger RNA. It is a transcript of the gene SH2B3, whose product is annotated as SH2B adaptor protein 3. Gene Ontology annotation, cellular component: plasma membrane. The transcript has 8 exons. Bases 97 to 1797 code for a protein of 566 amino acids. Lineage: Eukaryota; Metazoa; Chordata; Mammalia; Eulipotyphla; Soricidae. Gene Ontology annotation, biological process: intracellular signal transduction. The record is from RefSeq and is a predicted model, not a curated record. Gene Ontology annotation, molecular function: transmembrane receptor protein tyrosine kinase adaptor activity.
CCGACGCCGUUCCGGGACGGGGCCGCGCGACGCCAUGGGCCGGCCGGGCCCGCGGCCCCAAGUGUGUCUCAGCCCGGCCACCCCUCACUCUCCACCAUGAACGGACCCACCCUGCAGCCCUCAUCGGCCUCCCCUGCACCCUCAGCUUCUCCUGUAGCCCCAUGCCCUCGGGGCUGGAGCGAGUUCUGCGAGCUACACGCGGUGGCAGCUGCGCGGGAACUGGCCCGUCAGUACUGGCUCUUUGCCCGCGAGCACCCACAGCAGGCACCGCUGCGCGCCGAGCUGGUAUCCUUGCAGUUCACUGACCUGUUCCAGCGCUACUUCUGCCGUGAGGUGCGCGAGGCCCGGCCGCCCCGGCCACCAGUGCGCGACUACCGGGAGACCGGCCGCGGGGGACCUCCUGCCAAGGCCGAGGCUCCCCGCAACGACCCAGGCCCGGGCCCUGCCACCACUACCACCGCCGCUGCUCGCGGCCUGCCCAAGGCCCGCAGCUCAGAGGAGCUGGCCCCGCCACGGAACACACCUUGUGCCCUGCAGCACCUGCGUCACAGCCUGCGCCACCUGUUCCGCCGCCGCUCUGCUGGAGAGCUGCCUGCGGGCAAUGCUGGGGACACUGAGGCCCCGGGCCGCGCCAGCCUGGCCAGGAAGCUGCUGCCCUGGAGCCUGGCGCGGGAACCACCGGCCGAGGCCCUCAAGGAGGCAGCGCUGCGCUACAGCCUGGCGGACGAGGCAUCCAUGGACAGUGGCGCUCGCUGGCAGCGGGGGCGCCUGGCACUGCGGCGCACGGGGCCCCCUGACGUCGGCGGUGCUGAGUGUGUAUUGGAGCUCUUCGACCCGCCCAAGAGUUCCAAGCCCAAGAUUCAGGCCGCCUGCUCCAGCAUCCAGGACGUGCGGCGCUGUACACGCCUUGAGAUGCCAGACAACCUCUACACCUUCGUGCUGAAGGUGAAUGGCCAGACAGACAUCAUCUUUGAGGUGGGAGAUGAACAGCAGCUGAACUCAUGGAUGGCUGAACUUCGGGGGUGCACAGGCCAAGGAGGGUUGGACAGCACUGAUGUAGAACCACUGUCUCCCUCAACCCUGGAACUCGGCCUGUCUAGUUCCCCCAGGGGAAGCACAGACUCCCUGAACCAAGGGGCUUCUCCUGGGGGGCUGCUGGACCCAGCCUGCCAAAAAACGGACCACUUCCUGGCCUGCUAUCCCUGGUUCCAUGGUCCCAUCUCCCGCGUGAAGGCAGCACAGCUGGUUCAGCUGCAGGGUCCCGACGCCCACGGGGUGUUCCUGGUGCGGCAGAGUGAGACGCGGCGAGGGGAGUACGUGCUCACCUUCAACUUCCAGGGUGUAGCCAAGCACCUGCGCCUGUCCCUGACGGAGCGUGGCCAGUGCCGGGUGCAGCACCUCCACUUCCCUUCUGUUGUGGACAUGCUGCACCACUUCCAGAGCUCGCCCAUCCCCCUCGAGUGUGGCGGUGCCUGUGAUGUCCGGCUGUCCAGCUACGUGGUGGUGGUCUCCCAGCCUCCAGGUUCCUCCCACACGGUCCUGUUCCCCUUCUCCCUCUCUCGCUGGGAUUCAGAGCUGGGCCUCCCCCACCUCAGCCCCGACACGCUCCCAGGCCGAGCGUCUCCCCCAGAGCAGAUAUUCCACCUGCUGCCUUCGCCUGAGGAACUGGCCCACAGCCUUCGGCACCUGGAGCCCCAGCCCGAGCCCGCCAGCCGAGCCCGGGACUCAGAUUACGAGCUGGACUCCACCUCCCGGAGCCACCUGCGGGCCAUUGACAACCAGUACACACCGCUCUGAUGGACCUUUUCUUCCUGCCAGAGUGUGAUAGAAAGAAGGGACACUGGGAACUGCUUGGCCAGUUUGGAGGUGCCCCUUGUUAGGCCUGUUGAAGGGCCCCUCCCUCUUCAUUCCUCCCAGCACCUGGCUUCUAGUGUUUACAGAGGUAGUUCUGGUUCACCUGCGUGGGUCCUGGGCCCAGAGCUGGCAGUGGAAACUCGUUUUCUCUCCCACUGACACUGUCAUAGCCAAGGAUGGACUUUCUCCUGGGGGUGGGGUGGGGUGAGGGGCAACCAGGUAGCACAAAAACACUAAUAGACCCUGGAUUCUUC